GAGAUGGAGAUGCUCAAUCGACAUUUUCAAAAAUUCAGAACAAUUCUGUAGUAGGCAUGCAUAAGCAAGUCUAAAGAUUGGAGUUGGAGGGGACAGGUUUAGAGAGAAGGAGGGAAGCUACUUGUUUCUCCAGUAGCUCUUCGACUAGAAAAAUGUCUAUGUCUGCACUGGAUAUCAUGGAUUCGCACGAUCCGUCUUCCACACUUGCGGAAGGGGAUGACGACGAGCAGCUUCGUGAUGUCGAUGAGGAGCAAACGACGUCAGCAGGUGUUGCACGUCUCGCUGCGCAGGUUGCAAACAGUGCAGAGAGACUUUUUUGCUACUUUCCAGAAACAGCGGCAUCAACAGAGCCACAAGGCGAACGCCAACAUGUUGAUGGUCGUCUUUGCCAAGCAGAGCAAGGACAAGGAGUAGGUGUAGAGGUUAGAGAAAAUAUGCUACAAGUUCAGCCAUUGCCACGUGUUGUUGAUGGGCAUGGAUAUGGAGCGAUGGAGAAUGCUCGUGAAGUGGAAGCCUUUCGAGGCUCGUCGAUUUUCGUGCCUCGUGGCGCUGAGUGGAGAAGGUAUGUCGAGGCAGACAGCUGGCAAUGGCAAGCGCGGGCUCCGGAGCUACAUCGCGCGCCAGGGAGUUAAGAUGAAUUUUGUUUUUUUACGCGAGUCUUGCAUGUACAUGCACUAUUCAUCGCCAAUCAGCUCCUACAGAACUAGAUUAGUUGUGACAAUACACGUAGAUCACCUAGAUGAGGUCGUGAAAUACGUGAUGUUUGCUUUCUCCUUCUCGGUGGCUUGUUGAGCGUAGUAAAGUAUGAUCUGCGUGGUUACGCAGCUUGCGAUCAUGGCAGCUGUUUCUAAGGCACUACGUUGACGCAGAGGAAAUUCGAGAAUGCGAUUGCAGGAUUGGUCGUUGACAAGGAGGAGGCACUUGCACGGGCUGAAGUUGAGUUCCGAAAGCAAAAGUCUCUCGAGGUCCGGCGGGAAGCUGCGCGUGCGCGUCGGGAAAACGCAUUGAUUACGCGUAUGCAGCGUUCUCAUGGUGCUGAGGAGGAGCAAGCACGACCCAACGAAGAACAAAUAUUCUGCGAGGAAGCUCUCGACUUUGGGUAUUUUAUAUAUACUACAAAUAUUGAAAUUGAAGCAUGUUGAACUUCUUGAACUGACCACAUCAAUCUCAAUGAGCUUGAUGUAUCUAUUAGUUAGUAGACAGAACAACAGUAGGCCUUUAUUGUUCCACUUCCUCUUGUCCCUUCCCAUCUCAUUCUCAGUCUGUAAAUGCCGAAAAGAGAUCAGAUUUCGGGUUCUGAAAUUUUAAGGUAGUCCGUCCGCUGCUUUCCUGGAGUCCCCCUUACCGCUAGUGUGUAGCACGUGCUUCGAACCCUGCCGCUUUGUUUGUCCGGCUCAGUUGCAUCGAUAUUGCGAACCAGCUCACAAAAAAUGCGACUGUACUCCGGAGCUCCAUUUUCAGCGGCGUGGCCCGUUAGAAUGUCGGGAUCCGACGGAACUUCACACUGCAUUUGAGGCCGAGUUAGCCAAGAGGGAACGACGUGCUGCUUGGGAAAAAGACCACGUAGCUUUGAGCAACAAGAAGAGUAUGAAUCAUGAGAUUCAGGCACGAGAACGUCUACAUCGAGGAAAAGUCCUUGCACAAUCUUCAACUUCAUCUUCAUCUGAUCAAGCUGAGAGGGAGAGCCACACGACACGGACACACGAGGAACGAGAAAAUGUUGAAACGAGAACGCCUUCACGUCGACCUUUGAAGAUUCCCUAUUGUCCGGUCUGCUUCGCGGCGCCCUGUCAAGAGUGUUUUUGCACGGAUUGCUACAGUGUUGCCUACUGUUCGGCGUUGCAUCAGCAGCAACAUCGAGAGCUACACGUCGAAGGUUUCGAAAGUCUUCAAAAGAAGUACGGUGUCAUGGGCGAUGAAAACAAGACCACGAAGUCUAACAGUAAGAGCAUAGCAGGAGUAGAAGCUGGGGGAGAACAGCGGCCUGAACCUUCUUCAAAACGAGCUACCGGUACUAGAAGAACAGAGUCUGCGUCACCCACUGUUGAUGCAGACCUCGAAGUUCUAGAAGGACCACAAGCACAAGCUGCACAUGGAGUUGACUGUUCUAGUCUUAUUACAAAAGACACCCUCGUGCGCGGUAUUUUUGACCGAUUUCCCAUGCUCUUGUUUCCGACCUGUAAAGAGCUUCGAGGCACCUGGCAGGCGAAACGACAGCACUACCGCGACAAAGUGCGAGGACUGCCAUCUGUCUUUCUACGCAACUUCCCUGUGCUUAUGAAAAGCAAUGGAGAUGGCCUAGAAGAGCACGAUUCGGACACGCAGAUCAUGGAGAGAGUGCCACCAGUACUAAGGCUUUCUUCUUCAUCUUCAUCUGCCUCUUCGAUAGGAAAAAAAAAGGGACAAGGAGAUAGUACUAGUAGAGAUAGACGGAAGAUGAAACACGACCUCGAACAAGUGUCCUUGUUCGAUUCCGCGUCCUGGACAAGCUUCUUGCUGAAUAGUGGUUGGGUGACAGCGUGUCUUCCUCCAGCCGAAUGGGGUCUCCUUUUGCAUGGAUUGUCCGAGGUUUUUUUGAUCCUGCAGUGCCGCAACUAUUUGGAAGUGCCACCGAGUCCCGAUACUUCUGUCAUCGAACAAGAAGACAGCCACGACGUCAUAAUGGAGGCAUUCAAGCCAGCAGUGGACACAACUGAAAUAUUCACAAAAAGCCGUCCUUUGAAUUAUAAAAAACCUGGUUUAGUAGAGGUUGUAGACAGAACAACAACUAGAACUACCACUAGUACUUCGGAACAUUUCGUGGAUGAUUCACUACGCGAGCAAGUACAAGGACAACGGCAACAGAGUUUACAGACCAUUCCGGAAGAGGAACUGGAGGUCUUGCGACCCUCUCCGGCUUUGCGUGAAUUGCAAGGUGCCUGUAGUCAAACGGACCGCAAAAAAGCGAUUCUUGAUGCACAUGGCGCUUUGUUGAGCGCACGCCGCCGCCCUGGUCGGCUCCGCAUUGUGUAUCUCCACGCCACGCCUGACAUUGAGUUGCAGCAACUUGCGAAGUGGGCCUUUCUUGUCAUUAAGCUCUGGGUUUUUUACCUUUACAACGCUUAAAGUUUAGGUCGGUUCCACCACAAUUGAAUUUAUAACGCUUAAAGUUCAAGAUUGAUGUCAAUCUUUUCGGAACGACUUCAAGUUCUAGCACAUCUUCUUGUGCCACAACCACUUCCACCACAUACAUGGCUCUAAUAUGCACAUGGGAGUUGCCGACGACGUUGAAGUGGCAUUUCUGUUGCCAGAUCAUGUCCACUAUUCCUGUCCGCAGUUUGGCGACCUCGUUGUGGACGGUGAGGAAGACGAGGAGCACUCGUCAUCUUCUACCGAACAAGCUGGCGGGGGUCGUGGUGGAGUGACAGAUCACAAGCCACCGGGAACUUUAUUGAACUGCAGUAGACUUCUUCGCAGAUCAACAAGGUCAUCUGCAGGUUCAGACGUUGGGGAGACGUCGGAGAGACCUUCCUUCACUUCGAGAACACCGAAGCACGCGCAGGCUAAACAGGAAUUGAAAGUACGGCUGCUGCCUCUGCAUGCAGGAAUCUUUCCUGCUUGGUUUCUGAAUGCGCGCACGCACGUUUUCGUCGCAAACGAGCUCGAUUUCGACUCAUUUUUUGACGAAUACGCUGUAUUCGCGACAGCACUUCCGACUAAGCGGCAACGGGAGGUGCUUAGAGGCUUGCGCAAUUUCGGAGAGGCAGGAUCCACGCUCCUCAUCACUAACUCGACCAGAACUGCGGUAGCAAGAAAUGCGCGUUACUUACGGCAGGUGCUCGUGCUCAGUGCCAACACACUCUACGUCUAGUCUCUCUCUCUUCUUUGUAAACUUAGAUUUCGAGUACUUCUUACGGAAGAAUUAUAAUAGAACAGUUUAUAAGGGUUCCCAACAUGGCUGGGCUGGGCACACUGGGUCGCUGGGCGACCCAAAUGUGCCACAUCUUCCGAAUUCUGCGCCCAGCGUCACGCUGGGCGUCCUUUCCAAUUGCGGGGCGCCCUUCGGGCGCCCGCUUGAGAACCCCGCCAGCAGUGCUAGUCUAGCGUAGGCCAAGGCCAACGACGCUGGCGAGUUCAACGUUGUGCACAAGAGCGGCGCAGCAUUGCACGCAUCGAGCAGCGCGACGCAAAUGCAAGCCUGAACAGAACAGGCGCCGCGCAGCCCGCUACUGCGCAAACUGGCGCAGCACUGCCCUGAACCUUGAGGGCGGCGCGCCGCCUUUGUUUGUCCUCACGGGACGCGCUGCAGCGCGUCCCCGCGACGCAAGUAAAUCCAUCAGCCGCGCAGGCUCGGCAUGCCCAACGUGUGGCCCUCAAGUCCGCCAAGUGCUAUCCAAGCGCCCGCCCAGCGUGCCCAGCGUUGCCGCCCGGUGUGCCCCGCGUUGCCGCCCAGCGUGCCCAGCGAGGCCGCCCAGCCACCCAGCGUAGCCCAGCGUGCCCAGCCGCCCAGCGUCUAUAAACUACUCUAUUAUAAGAAAUCUCUCGAUCUGCAGAGGCAUCUAGUUCAUCAGCGAUGCUUCUGAAGAACUUAAAUGUGAUCAAUAACCUAUGCAGCACUCUAGCGCACGACAAGCAUCGUUUUGACCUUGAUGUUAGUCCGCAAAUCGUGCAAUAGCUUCAAGAUGGGGGUGGGGCUCGGUUAAUAAAUUACUGGUGGCGCUAAAUUGUGCGAUCGAAAAGCUCGGAUUCAGCGCGGUAUCUUCAGGGCGAACUCACGAUGAAGAUGAUCCACUUGACAAUCACAUUGAAAUAUUCGAAAACAAUUUUGCCAGCCCAUUGUAUCUGCAUGUAAACUUUGGGCGUUUGUUUCAAUUCUUCACACUUCUGCGCAAGCACUUUACGAUGUGA
Molecule: messenger RNA, 4887 nt
Organism: Amoebophrya sp. A25
Lineage: Eukaryota; Dinophyceae; Syndiniales; Amoebophryaceae
Source: the annotation of a GenBank genome assembly